AUCUGGCUAAUGAGCUCAUAUCUGCCUCAUCAUGUCUGAUCUCAAUAACUCUGAAGUCAAGUUUUUCCUUCUGAUUGGGAUCCCAGGACUGGAACAUGCCCACAUCUGGUUCUCCAUCCCCAUUUGCCUCAUGUACCUGGUUGCCAUCAUGGGCAACUGCACCAUUCUCUUUAUCAUAAAGGCAGAGCCCUCGCUUCAUGAGCCCAUGUAUUAUUUCCUUGCCAUGUUGGCUGUCUCUGACAUGGGCCUGUCCCUCUCCUCCCUUCCUACCAUGCUGAGGGUCUUCUUGUUCAACACCAUGAGAAUUUCACCAAAUGCCUGCUUGGCCCAAGAAUUCUUCAUUCAUGGAUUCUCUGUCAUGGAAUCCUCAGUACUUCUAAUUAUGUCUUUGGAACGCUUUCUUGCUAUUUGCAAUCCCUUAAGAUACAGUUCUAUCAUCACUAGCAACAGGGCUGCUAAAAUGGGACUUAUUUUAGCCAUUAGGAGCAUUCUCUCAGUGCUUCCAUUUCCCAUCACCCUAAGGAGAUUAAAAUAUUGUCAAAAGAAUCUUCUUUCUCACUCAUACUGUCUUCAUCAAGAUACCAUGAAGCUGGCCUGCUCUGACAACAAGAUCAAUGUCAUCUAUGGCUUAUUCAUUGGUUCCUGUAUUAUGCUGGACUUGGCAUUGAUUCUUUUGUCUUAUGUGCUGAUCAUGAAGACUGUACUCAGCAUUGCAUCUUUGGCAGAGAGGCUUAAGGCCCUAAAUACCUGUGUCUCCCACAUUUGUGCUGUGCUCACCUUCUAUGUGCCCAUCAUCACCCUGGCUGCCGUGUACCGCUUUGCCAAGCACAAAAGUCCUUUUGCUGUAAUCGUUAUUGCAGAUAUGUUCUUGUUGGUGCCACCCAUUAUGAACCCCAUUGUGUAUUGUGUAAAGACUCGACAAAUCUGGGAGAAGAUCUUGGAGAAGUUGCUUCACAUAUGUGGGAAAUAAGAAUGUGAAUAAUUAGGUAAUAAAUUAUCAACCGGUAAGCAUUUACUGGCAUUUGCUAUGUGUU
Messenger RNA from Sapajus apella (tufted capuchin), 1034 nucleotides. Its product is annotated as olfactory receptor 51A7. The transcript has a single exon. The coding region runs from base 32 to 970 and encodes 312 amino acids. Gene Ontology annotation, molecular function: olfactory receptor activity; G protein-coupled receptor activity. Gene Ontology annotation, biological process: G protein-coupled receptor signaling pathway. Gene Ontology annotation, cellular component: membrane. Lineage: Eukaryota; Metazoa; Chordata; Mammalia; Primates; Cebidae. The record is from RefSeq and is a predicted model, not a curated record.